AUGCUGUGCCAAUCAGACCUCCAACACUUGGGAAACGAUUUCAAAGUCGCUGCAACUAUUUUUCAAACGCUUAUACAGAGCGCUGGCGUUGUCCGAGUCAUCGUUGACGGAUUAGAUGAGAUUGAACUUGUACAGCGCUCAAGACUGAUCAAGGAACUCGUGAGACUAAGCGGUGAAUGUGACGAGUGUCACAUCCUGUUAACUAGCCGUGCUGAGAGCGAUAUCUCUCGUGAUUUGGACGACAGGACUACAGAUUUACAGGUUGACAAGAAUAACGCUGGUAGUAUCCAGACUUUUAUCGACCAAACUAUAAGAGAAUGGUUCGAAGAGAGGGAUUUCAUCCCAGAAGUUCAACACCAGAUCCGAGGAUGGGCUGCAUCGCUAGCAUCACGAGCCAAAGCUAUGGUAGGGUACUACAGCAGAUUAAUGCAUCUCAAGAUCCCCAAAGAACCAGGCUUGCUCGCUCGAUACUUGGCUGGGUUGGAUGUGCCCCAUCACCGAUGA
Fusarium musae is the source of this 504-nucleotide messenger RNA. RefSeq lists its product as uncharacterized. The coding region runs from base 1 to 504 and encodes 167 amino acids. The record is from RefSeq and is a predicted model, not a curated record. Lineage: Eukaryota; Fungi; Ascomycota; Sordariomycetes; Hypocreales; Nectriaceae. The transcript has 2 exons.